Messenger RNA from Triticum aestivum (bread wheat), 3499 nucleotides. Its product is annotated as disease resistance protein RGA5. Lineage: Eukaryota; Viridiplantae; Streptophyta; Magnoliopsida; Poales; Poaceae. Gene Ontology annotation, molecular function: ADP binding. Gene Ontology annotation, biological process: defense response to other organism. The transcript has 3 exons. The record is from RefSeq and is a predicted model, not a curated record. Bases 310 to 3243 code for a protein of 977 amino acids.
GUGGUCUUCAUGUGCAUGCGCGUGCUCUGGACAGUGGUUACACCAACUCCCCUUGUCCACUGUACCUUUUCAUUGCUCCUUCCACACCACAGCUGUAGAGGAGUUCGUCCCCUUCUUGCCUUACUUCCUCCCUCUGCAUCUCGUCGAUGGAAACUCUCUCCUGGUAGCCAGCUGAUCUUGAUCUGGAUGGGCCGGCUACCGCGGCGCUGGUGAUCGCGGUGACGACGUUGAGGUGCAUAUCUAGGGAGCGAAUCAGAUCUGGAGUAAGAGUUUUUAUUUCUGUGCUGAAGCAAAGAACAACAGCAAGAUAUGGCAACUGCAAUAGUGGUGGGUUUUUGUACCGGCGCAAUGAAACCUGUUCUUCAAAAGCUGGCCACUCUAAUGGGAGACGAGUUCUCCAAGGUGAAAAACGUGCGGAAGGAUGUGGAGUUUCUCAGUGAUGAGCUUACAAGCAUGAAUGUUUUUCUUGAGAGCCUUGAAGAUGUGGACGAGCUAGAUGCACAAACCAAGCUCUGGAGAAACAAAGUGAGGAACAUGUCCUAUGACAUUGAGAACAUCAUUGAUGACUUCAAGCGAAAAAUUGGUGAGAAAGGUGAAAAGGAUGGGCUCGCCAUGAAGACUCUUCGACUCCUGAAAUCUUCCAGAGCCCGUCAGCAGAUAGCUGGCCAGAUUGAAGAGAUCAAGAAACUAGUGUCUGAUACUAGUGAACGACACAAAAGAUAUGAAUCUAAAGCUCGUCCAUCAAGUGAUGUGACCACUGACCCACGAGUUGUCACAUUCUAUCAAGAUGCAAUUAGCCUUGUUGGGCUGGAGGGGCUAACUGAUGAGCUCGUCAAUUACCUGAAGGACGAGGAGACACAGUUGAAGGUGGUAUCCAUUGUGGGAUUCGGAGGACUGGGAAAAACAACACUCGCCAAUGAGGUAUACCGUCAGUCCAAAGGUGGACUUGAAUGUUGUGCAUUGGUCGCAGUGACGCAGAAGCCAAACAUCCCAAGUCUUCUACGUAGUUUACUAUCUGAAGUUGGGAGCAAAUCAUGUACUAAUGGUUGUGACGAAAAUGUUCUUAUCAACAAACUCAGAGUAUAUCUGCAACAUAAGAGGUACUUGAUUGUAAUUGAUGAUCUAUGGGAGAGAUUACCAUGGGAUAUUAUUAAAGGUGCUUUCCCAGAUAAUGGCCUUGGCAGCAGAGUAAUAACAACUACAAGAAUACAUGACGUGGCUAAGGCAUGUUGCUCCAAUCCCCGUGAUUAUAUAUUGAAAAUGAAGCCACUUAGCGAUGAAGACUCAAGAAGACUAUUCUUUGGUAGGAUAUUUAACUCUGAAGAUGCCUGCCCUCGUCAGCUUCGGGAUAUUUCUAUUGAAAUUCUCAAGAAAUGUGGCGGUAUGCCCCUUGCAAUUAUUACUAUAUCAGGCAUGCUAGCAAGUGGAAUGCUACCAGGUGAAGUCUUCGAUCAAGAGGAGUGGGAACAUAUACGGAAUUCUCUAGGUUCGGGGACAAAUCUCACGUUGGAAGGGGUGAGAAAAAUCUUAGACCUCAGCUACAAAAAUCUACCUCCUCAUCUCAAGACAUGCUUGUUGUAUCUUGGUAUGUAUCCAGAGGACUUUGAAAUACCGAGGCAGCGUUUGGAACUUCAAUGGAUUGCCGAAGGUUUUGUCAGUAAAGAAGAAAAGGGAAAAGAUGUGGAGAAGGUUGCAAGAAGUUAUUUCAAUGAGCUUAUCAAUAGGAGCCUUAUUCAACCUACAAAAUUUGACAACCAUGGUAUGGUCACACAUUGCAAAGUUCAUGAUAUGAUGCGUGAUCUUAUCUUGUGGAAGUGUGCAGAAGAGAAUUUUCUCACCAUAAUUGAUGACCCUCGAGCCAUGUCAAAACUGGAUAACACGGUCCAUCGACUGUCUCUCCAAAGUGAUUGUCCAAGAUUUACAAAAGUGUUACCGGGUAACACUAAUCUGUCACAAGUUCGGACGUUUAUGAUCUUUGGCGAUCUUCAAUAUAUACCUCCUCUGUCCAUGUUCAAAUUCCUCAGGGUUCUUCUUAUUGAGGAGUCCAAAUGUCUUUAUCCCGCCGGCACCGCUGCACUGGCCAAGUUGUAUCAGCUGAGAUAUUUAGCCAUGACCAAGCAGAUUGGGAUAUCGGUACCAACAGAGAUCAGAGGGCUACGACACUUGGAAACACUUGAUUUACUUGAUAAUAUGGAUGUUCCAUCUGAUAUAGUUCAUCUAAGAUGCUUGAUGUUCUUGAAUAUCCGUUGGUCUUCCACACCAAUUCCUGAUGGCAUCGGCAACAUGAAGUCCCUGAGAUAUUUAAAAAAAUUUGAUGUGAUGCAGAACUCACUAGAUAACGUCGAGGGUCUUGGAGAGUUAACCAGUCUGAGAGUACUAGCAGUAUGCAGCCAGUGGUAUGCUGCGUCCGACUUCAAGAUACGAAUGGAUGCUCUGUGCUCUUCUUUGGGGAAAAUUUGUACCAGCCUCGAGUACCUGGGUUUGGAUAUCAUAGGCUGCAUGGAUGUCUUGAUGGACUUGUCACCUCCUCCCCGCCGACUUGAGAGACUGUACAUGGGUAAUCACCAUGAGAAUGAACGGGAAGAUGUUCUUUUUGACACGGAGGAUGACCUCGGCCUCUGCAUCUGGGCGAUACAUACGGCCAAGGAAUGGAAGCCUGUACCGGGCAGCUACUUUUCCAGGGUCCCUAAUUGGAUGGGGGAACUCAGUAACCUCAAAGAACUGGUAAUCAAUGUCCUAGAGGCUUGGAAUAUUGGUAUUCUAGCACAGUUGCCCGCUCUCGCUCAUCUCAGACUAUACAUCAGAAAAUCUCUAAGAGAAUGGUUUGUCAUCUACGCCGGAGAAUUCCCUGUUCUAAAAUGUUUUGAAAUUCGGUUGAGCAGUGCGUCGUACCUGGCCUUCCAGGCUGGUGCAAUGCCAAAGCUCCAGUGGCUCGGCCUGCAAUUCAGCGGCGUAGGGUGGUUCCAGCACGUGCCUGGACCAGCCGGCAUCCGACACUUGUCAGCGCUUGAAGAAUUUUCGGCCCAAAUCGGAUACAUGAACUAUUGUUAUUAUGGAGACUAUAGUUAUUAUGGAGAGAAAUGGGCCAAGGUUGCCAUGAGGAAUGCUCUCCACAUGCAUCCCAACCAUCCUCGCGUUCACAUCACAUGUGAUACAAUUUGCAAUCUUGAGUCGUCGUUUUUGCCAUGUGAUGAUUCUGAUCAAGGCGCCUCUGAUCCUCCGCACAGGGCUGCUGACUGCUGAAGGCAUCUCAUGACGACUCCUACUACUACUGUGCUACCAUAACCCCAUCAAUUCAAGUCUGAGCCGUUGGAGAACUCGCGGUAUGUUAGCACAGAGUUCGCAAUCAGCCUCUGCAUUGUAUCGUUUCUUAUUUCGGUGUGUUUGUUUUCCACUAGUAUUUUGUUUUUAUCAAACUGAGUGUUGUCUAUUUGUGUAAUAAACCGAAUAUGUUAUUUGUUUGUGUAAUAAACUGGAUGCUAUCUGUUUGAAGUUUUAA